UUAGUAAAUAUCGUUUAAAAUUUUAGGCAUAGCAUAGAAAAGGUGAAUAUUUAGGUACAUAUAAAAAAUAUUGGGUCACAUAAACCAACACAAGAUGCGCGAGUUUAAACCUAUUCUUGGUCUUGAUGAAAUCAAUAAAAGUCGCUUAAUCAACAUUAAUGUAAUGACAACUGAUGGGAAAGAAACAAUAAUAACUGUAUCACCAACUGAACAAGUCAAAGCUAUCAAAGAAAAAUUGCUGGGUGAAGCUGGAGCUAAAGAUCUACCAAGUUACAAAGUUGUUCUGAUGUCGCCAAGAAGAGUAUUAGAAGAUGGCCGAACAGUGGAGCAAGAGGGUAUUGUGGAAGAUGAUCAUUUUAUAGUUUGUUUGAAACGAAGAAACCUCGGAAACCCAUUUAGAAAGUCGGCAUCAUUUAUAAAUAAAGGACCUGAUCUACAGUUAAUAAAGAAAUGUACUGAAUAUCUAGGUGAAGAGAAGGGCACUGCGGCUACGAACCCUGGACUGGGAUAUGCGGGCAUGUUCGAUUUCUUCGGUGAAUUAAAACGUAUCUUAGUGUCAUUGACAGAAGUAGCUAGUCUGGUGCAACACGUCAAUAGUGAGGAGGGACAGGAUUCUGACAUGGAAACAGACGAAUCUGAAGUUCACAUUGAUCCACUAUGUCUUCAAAAGUUAACCGACAUGGGUUUUUCCGAAAGUCGUGGACGCAAAGCUUUAAUAAUAAAUCGCAUGUGUCCUGUACAAUCAAUGGAGUGGUUGUUGCAGCACGAAAAUGACGACGACAUUGAUACGUCCUUGACGCCGGAAGAAAUUGCGACUUUUUUGCCGGACAGACGUCGUAAACGAAAAAGAGUGUCAGGAAGGAAAAGAGAUUUCGUUGCUAAUCCCGUAGCAGUGUCAAAGCUGAAAGAAAUGGGCUUCAAACAUGAGGAGGUGUUAGAGGCUUUGAAGUUUUCUGCGAAUAAUGAAGCGCGAGCAUUGGACUGGUUACUAGGCGACCGACAGGUAGUAAGCGAGCAAGGCUUAGACGCAAAUUCGCCGUUAUAUACCGCCAUCAUGGACCAUCCCAUAGUGCAAUUAGGAAUGACCAAUCCCAGAAUUCUUCACGCGUUUGAAGAUAUGCUAGAAAAUCCAGGCAACAGUGGACAAUAUAUAAAUGAUCCGGAAAUCGGUCCCGUCCUGUUGCAGAUAUCUCGCAUUGUCCAGUCGUUUUCUCGUUAAUGUUUUUUUAUAUAUCCCUUUUUAUUGCGAUAUGAACUACGUUGUGCUUGGUUGUUGUUGUUGUUGUGGUUGUUGUUGUUGUUGUUGUUGUUUAGUCAAAUAUGUGUAAACAAAUAUAUAUACAGCAAUCUAAUUAA
Messenger RNA from Hydractinia symbiolongicarpus, 1356 nucleotides. Its product is annotated as ubiquitin-associated domain-containing protein 1-like. NCBI's taxonomy places the organism in Eukaryota, Metazoa, Cnidaria, Hydrozoa, Anthoathecata, Hydractiniidae. The record is from RefSeq and is a predicted model, not a curated record. Gene Ontology annotation, molecular function: protein binding. The transcript is spliced from 4 exons. Bases 95 to 1219 code for a protein of 374 amino acids.